AUUUGUGAAAUGAGGAUCAACGCUUUUGAAGCAAACCAAUUUUUAAGGCGGCUGUGAGUCAAUUGCAUCCUUCAUUGAAGAGACGAGACUCUGAGAUGUGAUCGCCGUUGUCUUUGCGCUCCACUUUGCAGCCCUCCCUCCAGUUUGUUUAAAAAGUAACCCCACCUGAAACCUGGCCCCGGCCAAUGAGCAGUGGAGAUGUCAGCGCCUCCUUUGUUCGAAACCAAUGAGAGUGGAAGUGCGGCAUGUUCCCCGAGGGGGAGAACUUAGGGCUGCCUGCGUUAAUCACGCAUCACUUAGCCGUUGCCAAUGUGUUCACAACACAAGACCCUCUUUGAGGCUUUUCACUGCAACUCCAUUUCUUGGACCCAUCUAGUAUGGAAAGUCAACAACAAUGGCUUACCAGGCUCAAAGAUGAACUUAGCAACAGUCCGCUGGUCUCUAACGUGGCAUUCGGCUUCAUCCUCAUGGGACUGGAGAAGCUGGUGGAAUUGGAGUUCGAGUGUCCGUGCAACCCGACAUGGAACGGCGUGUUUUCGUCUGCCUUCUUCAUUAUCCCGGCCGUCAUGGCCUUCACCUUGAUGCUCAUCAUCCAGGGGUGCCGCUGUGACGAGUGGUGUCGCCGGAGCGUGUCGCUCUCCAGCGUGGUGCCCGCCGUCGUCUGGCUCAUUUUGCUCUUCCUGGAUGGUCAGUACUUCGCCUGCGCUAUGACAGACUGGGAGGGUAGAUUUGUGCUGGUGGACAGGGCGGCCCCGCAAAAGUGGUGCGAGCCAAUAACUGAUGGAGGUGUCCCCCAGCAGGAGCUCAUGCUGCGUUCGCAGCAGCUCUUUGUUUUCUCUCAGGUUCUAGGUAUCAUCCUGCUCAUUGUCAUCUGCGUGGGUCUUGUCGUGUACGUCAUCAGGCAAAGCUGCCAACAAGAAGUGGAGGAGCUGCAAGAUGCCGACGUCGCCGAGCUCACCGUCCUUAGGAUGAGCUCUCUGCGGACCAGGACGUCUUGAGGUGCUUUGUAACAAACUGACCACGCACUGACACUCACCCUGCCUGAAAAUGAUCCCUCCCCAAUUAUGUAAAAAAAAAAAAAAAUUCUGAACUUGAUUUAUAUCCAACCAUGUUCUGUUUCAACAUUGUUUUAUUGUUGUUUUGUAAUAAAAUAAAUUAUUUUUGUAUUCCACAGCCAUCAAGGAUUUUGUGCACAUACUGUACGUGAGUUUCAAUUUGGAAAUGCAUGACUUUUUUUUUCUUUUUGAGGGGAGGUCAAUUUUGCAAAUAGGAGGUGCACGAAAUAUAUGGUAAGCUAAAUAAUUAUGAGAGUGGUUGGUAAAUGUGUGGGCAUUUAAAUUACAACAGGUAUUUUGCACAGAGAAAUACAAAUGAAUGGUGGAGCAAAAGUCCCUCUGUACUCCCUCUCCUGU
This is a messenger RNA of Hippocampus comes (tiger tail seahorse), 1412 nucleotides long. Its product is annotated as protein FAM26F. Bases 378 to 998 code for a protein of 206 amino acids. The transcript is spliced from 2 exons. The record is from RefSeq and is a predicted model, not a curated record. Gene Ontology annotation, molecular function: monoatomic cation channel activity. Gene Ontology annotation, cellular component: plasma membrane. Lineage: Eukaryota; Metazoa; Chordata; Actinopteri; Syngnathiformes; Syngnathidae.